UUUUGAGGUUUGGAAAUCGGAGAUGUCUACUAGGGUCUGCCAUGAAAUAUAGCGAAUAUGUCUGACACUUACGCUCCAUAGGGUGUGGGAUCAAUUCUCAGAGGGUCUUGGACAUUUCCAGGCCAACGACUUCAGCCGUUGGCUCAAUCCCACCGGUCCAACGCUGCGGAGCUCGCGCGCUCGCGGAAGUACCCGUGCCAAUGAGCCCAUAGCCGACGGCGCACGGCCUUGCGCCGUCCAUGCGGCUGGGCCUUCCGUUUCGGGGCUUUCUCGGGCAGCUGCGGCAGCUCUGGGGCGCGGCAAAGGAGCACGCUCCACCAGAUGGCGCAGCGUCCAGCACCUCCUCUCCGCAGAGCGAGGAUGCUUGGGAGGAUGCGGAGUGUCAGUGCGACACGGAGGAGGAGGACUGGGAUUGGAACCUGGUGGAGCAGGACCUGGAGGCCUUCUCGGUGCAAGAGACGCCUUCCUCUCCUCACACCACGGAGCCACCAGCUGAGCUUGUUGAGGUCGACUUGCACGAAGCUCUCACCCCGGUAGCUCGCCAGGCGGUAAGAGACCGCGGACCGGAGGCGGAGCAGUCCCAGGAGAACUCGAUGAGAUUGGAACCAGCAGAAGAUGCAACAGCACCAGCUCCACAAGCAGCAGCUCAGCCCGCGGCAGAUGCCACGCCCAGUCCCCGCGGAACGCCGUGCGGCGGAGGUUCUCCUCCGCGCGGAGAACAGGAGCCGGUGGCGAAGAAGAAUGCCGGACGUGGGAGGGUGGCAUGGCCAGGAAUCACUCCAGGCGCCAUCCCUGCCGGCAGCGAGAAAGAGUUGGCUUUAAAGCUGCAGAGGAGGUUGGUGAAGGUGGAAGAAGAAGGUCUGGUCCUCACGACGUGUCAACGACCCGUGUCGACGGCGGAUGCACGUGCCUGGAGCGCAGCGGAGGCCAAGGCUGCGCGCCAGCCCAAGUGGGGCCUAUGCACCGCACAGCUCCUGUAUGCCUCAAAGCGGCAUUCAUGGUUCGACUUCGAGGAGCUUGAGCAGGAAGAAGAACGAGGUGAUGAAAUGCGUCUGAGUGGCGCGGGCGCUCUCGAGCCGGCCUAACCCGCGGCGCGUCGUCACCCUCGACCUUGAGCGUCUCCAACCUCCGGUCACCGACACAUGCACAGGUCAAAAACGGAUUCCGUGGGAUGGAGGGGUGGAUCUGUCAAUUCACAAAGGAAAACAUGUGUAGAGAAUGGACUCAUCGUAAAGCAAUCGAAAGCCAC
Molecule: messenger RNA, 1249 nt
Organism: Durusdinium trenchii
Lineage: Eukaryota; Dinophyceae; Suessiales; Symbiodiniaceae
Source: the annotation of a GenBank genome assembly